Arachis duranensis is the source of this 769-nucleotide messenger RNA. RefSeq lists its product as uncharacterized. NCBI's taxonomy places the organism in Eukaryota, Viridiplantae, Streptophyta, Magnoliopsida, Fabales, Fabaceae. Gene Ontology annotation, cellular component: mitochondrion. Bases 1 to 459 code for a protein of 152 amino acids. The transcript is spliced from 4 exons. The record is from RefSeq and is a predicted model, not a curated record.
AUGGGCCUAUUAUUGGACAGAGCUCUAAUAACGCCAACCAUUAUUGGGCUUCAGUGUUUGCAGAUAUUUGCCUUUAUGUGGUUGAGCUUCAAGCUUCCAUGCCGUCGUGGAUGGCUGGUCGCCGUAUUUUUAUCUGUAACCGACUGCAUCUUUCUCAGCCCAGUAACACCAACUUCGAUAUUCUCAACAAUCACCAUCACAGGAGUGCUGGAUAGUCUUAUCUCCAUGGAUCUGCAGGACUUCCUUCUUCGCGCUCGAGUCUUGAAGCUUUACAGGCAAGCAUUGAGGAUUUCUGCUCGAGCCCCUACUGCUGCUAAAGAUGAACUGAGACAGACAAUUAGACAAGAGAUGGAAAAUAAUCGGGAUUGUAAAGACAAGCAAAGGAUCCGAUACCUGAUUAGUGAAGGAAUGGAAAGAUUGAAACGACUGGAUGAAAUGCUUGAUAUGCAAGGUCACUGAUGAUCAAAGUGAAUAUGCACCGAUUGAUCCAAAUUCCGUUGGCCUUAAGAGUUAUGAAUCAAAAAAUAUGAACUGACAAGUAUGUAAAAGCUAAACUCCUCUGAGAAUUCAGUCACAGGGGUUGGACAGAAGGAUGACACCAGAUGGAACUUAUUUUUAUUCCAUUAGUCUUUUGUUUGUUUUGAAAGUGAAUAUUGGAUUUUCAAGUUCCAAACAUGUAUUCUAUGUGAAAUUCUUCAUAUGUUAUCUUGAUUACAAAGUAUAAUGGGCAUAUCGUCUCCCAUCAAUGUUUGACAUCCCCAUUCCAAAA